ACCAGAAUACAUGGCACUGCAACCCACAAGACAGCCAUCUUUGGAUUUAUAGCCAUGAAAACCUCAAAUCCUAAUUAUUCUGGCUUCCUUUCUGAAAGCAUAUUUGUAAAACACCAUAGAAAGAAGAAGGCUGUCUUCAGGGUUGUAGCUCCAUCAUCAGUUGCUGAUGAUGGAAAAAGCAAGGAUCUGUGAAACAAAGGAAACUUCUACCAGACUACAAUCCAGAAGACAGCCAUAUUUAUACUCACUGGGCUGUGAGGAACCCAAAUCCUACCAUUGAAAGAUUCAGAAAAGUAUGGAUGGGUUGGUCAGAUGUGUAUCUGGAAGGCAAGAAAAGUACAUAUAAGGCAGAAAUUAUUGAGGGAUUUUGGCUUCUACAGUGUUGUGAAACCAGGGUUUGUUAGUAAGGGGCACCCAGUACCAGAACACAUCAGUCGGCCAUCAUAUUUUGAUACAUUUGUGCCAUCCCCUGCUCCAGAUGAAGCAGAAAUCAAGACACCAGCACAAAUAAAAAAAAUAAGAGAUAGUUGUAGAUUAGCCCAGUUCAUACUGGACUCUGUUGGUAAAUACAUUAAGGUAGGCUGUACAACAGAUGAUAUUGAUGCUAUAGUUCACAGCCUGACAAUUGAAAAUAAUGCAUACCCAUCUCCACUGAACUACAGAGGUUUCCCAAAGUCUGUAUGCACAUCUGUUAACAACGUAGCAUGCCAUGGAAUCCCUGAUGAUCGCCCUCUGGAGGAUGGUGACAUUAUCAAUGUAGAUGUUACUGUGUAUCUAAAUGGCUAUCAUGGUGACUGCUCAGCAAUGUUUCUGGUUGGAGAAGUAGACAAAGAUGGCCAAGCAUUGGUGAAAGCUACAGAACUAUCACUACAGCGUGCAAUUUCAAUUUGUCGACCAGGAGAGUACUUUUGUAACAUUGGGAAUGAAGUGGAACUAGUGGCACACAAGGCAGGGUUCACUGUUGUACCAUGUUUCACUGGACAUGGCAUUGGCAGCUACUUCCAUGGCCCCCCAGAUAUAUAUCACUGCUAUAAUAAUUACCCUGGGAAGAUGGAAGCUGGGAUGACAUUUACAAUAGAGCCUGUACUAGCCCAGGGGUCACACGAAAUAGUUAUUCUGGAAGAUGGCUGGACAGCUGUCACACUGGACAAUGGAAGAACUGCGCAGUGUGAGCACACAGUUCUCAUUACUGAUGAUGGUGCUGAGAUAUUGACUGACCAUGUUACAUAGUACAAACUGUUAUGGUUCAUCGAAAAUGUGGAUGCAGAACAAUGUUGCAUCAUUAUGACAUUUCGUUUAUUAUUUUAUUAGUAAAACAAUGAUUAUGUUUGCCUGCUACAGUCUUUCAGUCUGAAUAGUAUUGAUGCAAUUCUGCCUUCCACUUCUAUUAAAAUUUAGAUAUAAAA
Molecule: messenger RNA, 1406 nt
Organism: Zootermopsis nevadensis
Lineage: Eukaryota; Metazoa; Arthropoda; Insecta; Blattodea; Termopsidae
Source: RefSeq, a predicted model, not a curated record